AUGUCACAGCCUGAAUCGGAUUUCAGAGCCCAGUUUGGAAACUGGACUUCUCGCAUAAAUACAAGAGCAUCGAACUCUUCAUUCCCAGCGUUUCUGGAUUGGGGAGACUAUGUCAAGUCGGGUGCAAAUGAUCUCUACGAUUCUUUGCCCAUGUACAACACUAGCACGCUGUCAACACAAGAACCCUCGUGGUUCCAACUAAGUAGGUUUGAGAGAAUAGUUGGGUUCGGGUGCUGCCUCGGAGCCUCUAUCCUCUGCUUUGUGUUGAGUUUCUUUUUGUUUCCUGUUCUUGCAUUAAAACCGACCAAAUUUGCUUUUCUUUGGCUGAUGGGCUCCCUAUUAUUCGUGGUGUCCUUUGGUAUUCUUCAGGGGCCUAACGCGUAUCUCAAACACAUCUUCAGUGCUGGACGGGUCGUGUUUACAAUUGUGUUUUUUGGCUCGGUGUUGACUACCAUGUAUUGUGCAGCAAUUCUCAAAUCCACCAUUUUGACUAUUCUAGCAAGUGUGGUGGAAAUCUUCGCCAUUCUCUACUAUGCGUUCAGUUACUUCCCCUUCGGAGCGACCACCAUAACCUGGUUCACGAGCUACUUUGUUGGCUACAUUGGAGGAGUGUUCGCCGCUCUCUUUUGA
Messenger RNA from Australozyma saopauloensis, 630 nucleotides. RefSeq names its product Sft2p (gene SFT2). The coding region runs from base 1 to 630 and encodes 209 amino acids. Gene Ontology annotation, cellular component: membrane. The transcript has a single exon. Lineage: Eukaryota; Fungi; Ascomycota; Pichiomycetes; Serinales; Metschnikowiaceae. The record is from RefSeq and is a predicted model, not a curated record. Gene Ontology annotation, biological process: vesicle-mediated transport.